This is a messenger RNA of Candidozyma auris, 549 nucleotides long. RefSeq lists its product as uncharacterized. Gene Ontology annotation, biological process: deadenylation-independent decapping of nuclear-transcribed mRNA; deadenylation-dependent decapping of nuclear-transcribed mRNA; positive regulation of catalytic activity. Gene Ontology annotation, cellular component: P-body. The transcript has a single exon. Lineage: Eukaryota; Fungi; Ascomycota; Pichiomycetes; Serinales; Metschnikowiaceae. The record is from RefSeq and is a predicted model, not a curated record. The coding region runs from base 1 to 549 and encodes 182 amino acids. Gene Ontology annotation, molecular function: mRNA binding; enzyme activator activity.
AUGGCCGAAACCGACACGAAGAUAUCGGCUAAGAGAGCUUUGGAUCUCUAUAAAUCAACACUCAACUUCAAUGUCAUCAGCAGAUAUGACCCAAACAUCAAGCAGCUAUUGUAUACUACGUCGCAUUGUGUGAUAUACAAGUUCGAUGAAAGCCAGGAAUGGGAAAAGACAGACUAUCAAGGCACGCUAGCUCUCUACCUCAGAGAUUUCACGCCUCCGGCUCCAGGUGAGCAGCUUGGUUUAGACCAGCUACAGAGACUUUUUUGCUACGGGUUGAUCUUGCUCAAUCGCCAAAGCCCAGAGUGUUUCUCGUUGGGUCUUCUUCCCAACAAGGUCACAAAACACUUUUUCCCAACUGGCGUACAGAAUAAUGGAAACGUCGAGAUGGACGUGGAGAUGAACGACAAUUUGAUCAUCGUCAAGGAUUUGAUCGGCGACAUCUACGGCUUGUGGAUCUUCAACGAAUCCGAUCGCAAGAAGUUAUACCAGCUCAUGGAAUUCUGUCUCAAAAACGACGUACCCAUCACAGCACCCGGGCCUUCCAAGUGA